Mitosporidium daphniae is the source of this 864-nucleotide messenger RNA. RefSeq names its product YhgE/Pip-like protein. The coding region runs from base 1 to 864 and encodes 287 amino acids. The transcript has 3 exons. The record is from RefSeq and is a predicted model, not a curated record. NCBI's taxonomy places the organism in Eukaryota, Fungi, Microsporidia.
AUGCUGGUUGAGCAGGCAUUUAGCGAAGAACUAGAGGAAGGAUCUGAAGAGCUAGAGGACGAACCAGAUGAGCUCGAGGAUGGGCUCGAAGAGCUGGAGGAUGAACCAGAUGAGCUCGAGGAUGAGCUCGAAGAGCUGGAGGAUGAACCAGAUGAGCUAGAAGACGGGUCCGAAGAGCUGGAGGAUGAACCCGACGAGCUAGAAGACGGGUCCGACGAGCUCGAGGAUGAGCCCGAAGAGCUGGAGGAUGAGCUAGAAGACGGGUCCGACGAGCUGGAGGAUAAACUGGAAGAACAAGACUUUGAAUCAAAACCACUGGUCGAAGACGGGCCAGAGCUUGAGCUACUGGUGGUAAUUGAGCUUGACGAGUCCUUUGUGCUGAAAGAAUCGCUCGAGUCAGAUCGACUACUUCCUGAAGAGGAUGACUUUGAAGUUGAGCUCGGAUCAAAUUUCGAGUUGCUAGAAAAUAUGCUGGUAGAAGGAGUAUCGAAUCCAUUUGAAGAUGAUGACGAUCCUUGGCUGGUCAUAUCACCGGAUGAGAUCUCGGUUCCCUUGAGGUUUGCAUUAUACUCGGUAUUCGAAAACGCAUAUGAAUCUGAAGGGGCAAAGGGAAGCGAAGGAACACUUGUGCCUAACUCAUUGGAUAAAGGAGCUUCUGUACCAUAUAAAUUUGAGGGAUCAGACCUGCAUGUUUCAGGAAAGUUGAUUGGACUUGAAUUGGAUGAAGACAAAGGGAACGGAGAUGAAAACAGUCCAUUUGAAAGAUCUGUGGGACUAUCAUCCCCCCUUUGGCCCUGUUCCGAUGAUCUUCGUACUGAUGGGUUGAAGGUAAAUCUUCCCGAUGGUUUUACCGACGAAAAGUGA